CUCCCUGCGUCCCCAGCAGGCAUGGCGCGCGCCUUGGGCCCUGAGCGGCGGCUGCUGGCCGUCUACACUGGCGGCACCAUCGGCAUGCGGAGCGAGGGCGGCGUGCUGGUCCCCGGCAGGGGCCUGGCUGCCGUCCUGAGGACGCUGCCCAUGUUCCACGACCAGGAGCACGCGCGGGCCUGUGGCCUCCCCGAGGACACCCUGGUGCUGCCCCCCGCCAGCCCGGGCCAGAGGAUCACCUACACCGUGCUGGAGUGCCAGCCCUUGUUCGACUCCAGCGACAUGACCAUCACCGAGUGGGUCCAGCUUGCUCAGACCAUCGAGCGACACUAUGAACAGUACCACGGCUUUGUGGUCAUCCACGGCACGGACACCAUGGCCUUCGCCGCCUCCGUGCUGUCCUUUGUGCUGGAGAACCUACAGAAACCUGUGGUCCUCACGGGAGCCCAGGUGCCCAUCCACGCACUGCAGAGUGACGGGCGCGAGAACCUGCUGGGGGCUCUGCUCAUGGCCGGCCAGUUCGUCAUCCCCGAGGUCUGUCUGUUCUUCCAGAACCAGCUGUUUCGGGGCAACCGGGCCACCAAAGUGGACGCUCGGAGGUUUGCGGCCUUCUGCUCACCCAACCUGCAGCCCCUGGCCACCGUGGGCGCAGACGUCACAAUCAGCCGGGAGCUGGUGCGGAAGGGCAGCGGGAAGGGCCGGCUGCGGGUGUGCGGCAGCAUGGAGCGCGACGUGGGCCUGCUGCGCCUCUACCCCGGGAUCCCCGCCUCCCUGGUCCGGGCCUUCCUGCAGCCGCCGCUGAAGGGCGUGGUCAUGGAGACCUUCGGCUCAGGCAACGGGCCCAGCAAACCGGACCUGCUGCAGGAACUGCGGGCAGCGGCCGAGCGUGGACUGAUCAUUGUCAACUGCACCCACUGCCUCCAGGGGACCGUGACCUCAGACUACGUGGCCAGCACGGCCAUGGCAGGAGUGGGCGUCGUCUCCGGCUUUGACAUGACGUCGGAGGCCGCCCUGGCCAAGCUGUCCUAUGUGCUGGGCCAGCCGGGGCUCAGCCUGGACCGCAGGAAGCAGCUGCUGGCCACGGACCUCCGCGGGGAGAUGACGCUGCCGGCAGAGGAGAGGAGCUGGCGUCCGCUGCAGGGCAGCCUGCUGUGCCGUGGGCUCGCCUGGCUUUUGAGGCUUGGUGACGGCCAGGAGGCUGAUGCUGUGCGGGACGUGCUGGUGCCCAGCCUGGCCUGUGCCGCAGCCCACGCCGGGGACCUGGAGGCUCUGCAGGUGCUUGCGGAGCUGGGAAGUGACCUAGGUCUGGAGGACUUCAGAGGUCAGACCCCUCUGCACGCGGCCGCCCGGGCGGGCCAGGCCGGGGUGGUGGCCGUGCUGCUGCAGAGCGGCGUGCAGGUGGACACUCGUGACGAGGACGGCUGCAGCCCGCUGCUGCUGGCCGUGCGGGGCAGGCACCAGGGCGUCAUCGAGCUGCUGCGGGCGGCCGGGGCUCGCCUGUCCCCCCAGGAGCUGGAGGACGUGGGCACGGAGCUCUGCAGGCUGGCGGCCCGGGCGGACACUGCAGGCCUGCAGGCAUGGACGCAGGCAGGGGCUGACCUGGGGCGGCCCGGCUAUGACGGACGCAGUGCCCUGCAUGUCGCCAGAGCAGCUGGGACCUGGGAGGCCGUGUCCUUCCUGCAGGGCCCCGAGGGUGCCCAGGCCUCAGAGGCCUCAAGUCCAGAGGUGCUGCCUGGUGUCUAGCCUGAGGCCGUCCUGCUGCAGCUCAAGCCUCCCCUAACCCCUGGAAGACCUGCCCACCGAUGGUGCUGCACCCUCACUGCGGGGCCGCAGGAAAUAAAGUUGCCUCCCAGCUC
This is a messenger RNA of Lepus europaeus (European hare), 1856 nucleotides long. It is a transcript of the gene ASPG, whose product is annotated as asparaginase. The record is from RefSeq and is a predicted model, not a curated record. Lineage: Eukaryota; Metazoa; Chordata; Mammalia; Lagomorpha; Leporidae. Gene Ontology annotation, molecular function: asparaginase activity; protein binding.